GAGAAAGGGGGAGAGAGAGAGAGAGCAUGAGUGAGUGAGUGGGAGGCGUCUCUGAGGUGGAAUAUGUAAAAAGUCUAAACAGCAAGUCCUCAAAGCUCGAGGACAGACGGGAGCUAGUAUAAAUGUGCUGCUGUUCGCGCGGGGGUAAUAGGGGCCAAAAAACACCCUCCCCCUCUCUGGAUGUAAGCGCGCCACUGGCCAUGGCCACUCUGGAGGGCUGUCAUUGUCAGGGCGCCGGGGGGCAAAACAAUAACAACAGCAUCCUGUACAACAUACUGAAGAACGACAGCCUCACGACCACCGAGGAACCAACAUCACAACCACAACACAGACAGCAGCACCAAGUGCUCAAGGUCUCCUCCUGCUCCUCUUCUUCGAGGUUCGAGCUUAGGCAGCAACAGGCUUGCUCUUGCGGUUCCUCGCUGCGACGGGGGUCUCUCCGGUCCCCCCAGGUGACCUGCAAAGCCGCAUCGGCGGUCCUCAUGAAGACUCUGCGAUUUGUAAAGAACGUGCCGUGUUUCCGCGAGCUUCCCGAGGAUGACCAGCUGCUGCUCGUUCGGAACGGUUGGGUGCCGCUGCUUGUGCUGGGCCUCGCGCAGGACCGGGUGGACUUCGAGACCACGGAGACCGCGGAACCUAGCAUGUUGCUGCGGAUCCUGACCGGCGGCUGUGUCAGCCAAGGCGGCUUAAUGGACAGACAGGUUGAGCCGGAGCAGAGCGCGGGAACACCCGGGGUCUCUCUCGCGGAUAUCCAGGGCAUCAAAGCGUUCCUGAAAAAGUGUUGGGGUUUAGACAUCAGUACCAAGGAAUAUGCCUACCUCAAAGGAGCCGUGCUCUUCAACUCAGAUCUCCCUGGUCUGUGCUACCUCAACUACAUCCAGUCACUGCGGAGCGAGGCACACCAGGCUCUCAACGAGUAUGUGAAGCUGAUCCACCGGGACGACGCCACGCGCUUUGCCAAGCUGCUCAUCGCCCUGGCCAUGCUGAGGGCCAUCAGCCCCCCGGUGGUGGCACAGCUCUUCUUCAAGCCCAUCAUUGGAGCCGUCAAUAUGGAGGAGGUCCUGCUGGAGAUGUUUUAUGGGAAGUAGAGGCUUUCUAUGGUCCUGUCCAGAAACAACCCCUAGAUAUAGCCCCCAAGUCCUUCUCUUAGUCCUUACUCCCUAGGCAAUUUCACCUAUUCCCUACCCACUAGAAACGUGACCUUGCCCUAGACUCUCCACCCCCAUUUCCCCACUUCCGCUAGCCCCUAGCUCCUAUUGGAUAGUAAUAAGCAAAAACAUGCCCAAUACAGGAACAAUAUGAUAGCUCCACCUUGCCCUCCAGUUGGCUGUACAGGAACAAUAUGAUAGCUCCACCUUGCCCUCCAGUUGGCUAUAACGGAACAAUAUGAUAGCUCCACCUUGCCCUCCAGUUGGCUAUAAAGGAACAAUAUGAUAGCUCCACCUUGCCCUCCAGUUGGCUGUACAGGAACAAUAUGAUAGCUCCACCUUGCCCUCCAGUUGGCUAUAACGGAACAAUAUGAUAGCUCCACCUUGCCCUCCAGUUGGCUAUAAAGGAACAAUAUGAUAGUUCCACCUUGCCCUCCGGUUGGCUAUAAAGGAACAAUAUGAUAGCUCCACCUUGCCCUCCGGUUGGCUAUAAAGGAACAAUAUGAUAGCUCCACCUUGCCCUCCGGUUGGCUAUAAAGGAACAAUAUGAUAGUUCCACCUUGCCCUCCGGUUGGCUAUAAAGGAACAAUAUGAUAGUUCCACCUUGCCCUCCGGUUGGCUAUAAAGGAACAAUAUGAUAGUUCCACCUUGCCCUCCGGUUGGCUAUAAAGGAACAAUAUGAUAGUUCCACCUUGCCCUCCGGUUGGCUAUAAAGGAACAAUAUGAUAGCUCCACCUUGCCCUCCGGUUGGCUAUAAAGGAACAAUAUGAUAGCUCCACCUUGCCCUCCAGUUGGCUAUAAAGGAACAAUAUGAUAGUUCCACCUUGCCCUCCGGUUGGCUAUAAAGGAACAAUAUGAUAGCUCCACCUUGCCCUCCAGUUGGCUAUAAAGGAACAAUAUGAUAGUUCCACCUUGCCCUCCGGUUGGCUAUAAAGGAACAAUAUGAUAGCUCCACCUUGCCCUCCAGUUGGCUAUAAAGGAACAAUAUGAUAGUUCCACCUUGCCCUCCGGUUGGCUGUACAGGAACAAUAUGAUAGCUCCAUCUUGCCUUCCGGUUGGCUAUAAAGGAACAAUAUGAUAGCUCCACCUUGCCCUCCGGUUGGCUAUAAAGGAACAAUAUGAUAGCUCCAUCUUGCCUUCCGGUUGGCUAUAAAGGAACAAUAUGAUAGCUCCACCUUGCCCUCCGGUUGGCUAUAAAGGAACAAUAUGAUAGCUCCAUCUUGCCCUCCGGUUGGCUGUACAGGAACAAUAUGAUAGUUCCACCUUGCCCUCCGGUUGGCUAUACAGGAACAAGAUGAUAGCUCCAUCUUACCCUCCGGUUGGCUGUACAGGAACAAUAUGAUAGCUCCAUCUUGCCUUCCGGUUGGCUAUAAAGGAACAAUAUGAUAGCUCCACCUUGCCCUCCGGUUGGCUAUACAGGAACAAUAUGAUAGCUCCAUCUUACCCUCCGGUUGGCUAUAAAGGAACAAUAUGAUAGCUCCACCUUGCCCUCCGGUUGGCUAUACAGGAACAAUAUGAUAGCUCCAUCUUGCCCUCCGGGUUGGCUAUAAAGGAACAAUAUGAUAGCUCCACCUUGCCCUCCGGUUGGCUAUAAAGGAACAAUAUGAUAGCCCCAUCUUGCCCUCCGGUUGGCUAUACAGGAACAAUAUGAUAGCUCCAUCUUGCCCUCCGGUUGGCUAUAAAGGAACAAUAUGAUAGCUCCAUCUUGCCCUCCGGUUGGCUAUAAAGGAACAAUAUGAUAGCCCCAUCUUGCCCUCCGGUUGGCUAUACAGGAACAAUAUGAUAGCUCCAUCUUGCCCUCCGGUUGGCUAUAAAGGAACAAUAUGAUAGCUCCAUCUUGCCCUCCGGUUGGCUAUACAGGAACAAUAUGAUAGCUCCAUCUUGCCCUCCGGGUUGGCUGUACAGGAACAAUAUGAUAGCUCCAUCUUACCCUCCGGUUGGCUAUAAAGGAACAAUAUGAUUGCUCCAUCUUGCCCUCCGGUUGGCUAUAAAUGUUUUUUUCGCUAUAUUACAUCUAUCAAAUCCUCUCAGAUCAAUAUCUGUGGGGUUUAUUCUGGACUGGCCCUUUCCAUCGAACGGACAGAAGAACACAUCUGUAGUUCUAGUAGAACUAACUAACUGUUAACCAACCGUUUGAUCUGAAUGGACCGUUGAACAGAAGGACAGACAAAGGAAGAGAUGUGUGUGUUUUGUUAAAGAUGUUUUGGACACUGGUUGAUUAAGAACAGUGGGGGUGAAGGGGGUGUUGGGGGCAGGCUGAUGAUCAGCCUGUAACUUUCUUUUUAUAUAAAACUAUUUUUCUAUCAUAAAAGUAUUCUCUGAAUUGCUUUGCCGUGCUUGUGUCAGGUGAGUGGUGCUCAAACUGUCUCUAUGGUGAUCAGAAAGGCGUAGGAUGAUGUUGCCCCUGGACACUGAUCUAAGGUCAGAGUGGAGUUUUACCCCCUAACGAUUAAGGUUACGGGUAAAAUGUUCCUAGAUCUGUGCCUAAGGGCAACAUCUACCCAGACAGAUCAGAAAACCCAAUGUUCCUUUUCAGUAACUAUGGUGGAUUAUGUGUUCUGAAUAAAGUUUAAUGUCUGUUCACAGUUCGCUGCUCCCACAUGCGAUCUUUAAUUCAACACGGGUCUGAAUUGGGAGCAGCAAACAUGGAGCGGACAUGACCUUUUUUCCACA
This is a messenger RNA of Oncorhynchus mykiss (rainbow trout), 3821 nucleotides long. RefSeq names its product nuclear receptor subfamily 0 group B member 1. Gene Ontology annotation, cellular component: cytoplasm; nucleus. Gene Ontology annotation, biological process: negative regulation of transcription by RNA polymerase II. Gene Ontology annotation, molecular function: transcription factor binding; transcription corepressor activity. The record is from RefSeq and is a predicted model, not a curated record. Lineage: Eukaryota; Metazoa; Chordata; Actinopteri; Salmoniformes; Salmonidae.